Messenger RNA from Symbiodinium necroappetens, 2452 nucleotides. Lineage: Eukaryota; Dinophyceae; Suessiales; Symbiodiniaceae. The record is from the annotation of a GenBank genome assembly.
CUCUGGAGUUUUGCCCAAGCCGGCCCGGCCGGCCACCGUGCCAAAGAGUUUUGCGCCCAACGUGGUCGUGGCCAUUGACCUCUUCGAGCUCCCGGCCUGGAACGGCGAGGGCACCGACCGCUACCUCAAUGCUGUCUGUCUGGGCACCAAUUUUCAGCUUGUGGAAAAGGUGCGCAGCAAGCAACCUGGAGCUGUUUGGGCAGCCUUGGCACGGGGAUGGGCCAGGGUGUUGGGCUUUCCCCAGAUCAUCCUCCUGGACCAGGGGACCGAGUUUUUGGGCGAGUUUCGCCAAAAUGCCCAUGACAUGGGGGUGCUGGUUCACACUAUAGGAGCCAGGGCGCCGUUCCAAAACGGCAGAUGUGAGAGGCACGGGGCCCUGUUCAAAACAAUGAUGCAGAAAGCUGUCUGGUCGUGCCCACCUACGUCGUCCGAUGACUUCAAGCUCCUGCUCAGGGAGGUAGAGAGUGCCAAAAAUCGCCUCUCGGAUCGCUCUGGAUUUUCCCCAGCGCAGCGAAUGUUAGGCGAAACGCCGAGAACCACCGGCGAACUCCUUGCCGACGAGAUGGUCGAUGUGGUCCUCAAGGGUGUCUCUGGUGAAAUGGAGAAGCGGCUGCAGGCUAAGCGUGCAGCACAAAAGGCGUUCGCCGAGGUGAACACCUCGCAGGCAGUCCGCAAGGCUAUGCGGGCCCGAGCCAGGACGCAGCGCACUUUCCGGCCCGGCGAUAUUAUCUUUGUCUGGCGCUCGUGGAAGGCACAGGGCGUCAAGAAGCAGGCGUGGGUCGGACCCGGUGUGGUGGUUCUUCCAGACGGCCCAAAUGCAUAUGUGAACGUCAAGGGCAGGCUGUGGCGUGUUGCCAACGAACACCUCAGAGAGGGUACCUCGGAAGAGAUGAGGGGCAUCGAAGCAGUGCACCAGGUCUUCGACGAGCUCAAGGAGCGCUUCAAGAGGAAAACUUUGGGGACCCCGUUCGUGCCGAAGGAGAAGCCCGAGGGCUACCACGCCAACGGGUGGACGAUCCAGAGCCACCGGAGGCAGACGUACAACUUCCAGACCGGCAACCGCAACCGACGCCCAGUGCAGGGCCUCACCGUGACCGUUGGCAGUUGCUGGCGGACCAAGGAGGCGUGCAAGGAAGUGCGCGCCAAACCCGGGAAGUACGAUGCGGAGGUGACGGCCCGGGAGUUUGAGUUUCACUCCGAGCCGGCGGUCUUUGCAGCCAAGAAGAGCACCGACGAGAUCAACGAGAAGGACAUUCCCACCGGGGAGUGGCUCUUGCGGCGACCUACAAGCCGCGUUCAUGCAAUCGGACUGCUUCCCGAGCAGUUGGUGGAGGUAGUCUGUGGCGUGUACGGUUUGGUCGAUGGCCCGGUACACUGGCGCCAGACCUUGAAGAAGUUCAUUAUCGAAGAGCUCCACUAUCGCCAGAGCAAGCUGGAUCCCACGGUUUUCCUUUUGAGCCACGAGGGCAAGCUCGAGGGGAUCAUCGUUAUCGAGAUAGACGAUGUGCUGGCCUUUGGCUACGAGCUCCACGAUGCAGCGUUGGCGCGUCUUCGCCAAAAGUUCAAGUUCGGCAAGUUCAAGAAACUUCAAGAGCUCACCGACGGCACUACCUUCAACGGGCGCAGGAUUCGGCAAACCGCCGAGUUUCAACUCCUGGUGGACAUGGAGAAGUACGUCCAGGAGCGGCUCUUUCCCAUGAAGCUGGAGAAGGGUCGCCGAAGCCAACCCGAGGCAGAAGCCACGCCGGAAGAGCGACAGAAGGCCCGUGCAGUGAUAGGGGCGUUGGCCUGGGCAGCGAAAGAAGCGCGGCCAGAUGCGGCGGCUGCGGCCUCCAUGAUGGCGAGCCGCCUUCCCAAGGCCAAGGGAGCCACAGCGGUGAUCGCCUUCGAUAAGAAGUUGCUGACCGGGGAACGUGCGCAGUGCAGCCUGAUAUGGUGGAAGUCCGGGAAGUUGCGUCGCAAAGUGGGUUCCACUUUGGCAGCCGAGGCUCAGGCUUUGAACAAAGGCUUGGGCGAUUUACUGUGGGCCAAGGCUAUCUAUGCCGAGCUCAUGGACCCCCAGUUCGACCUGGAGACCUUCAAGCAGGAUGUGAAGUCUAAGGCAGACGUGGUGCUGCGAAAGGCCGAUGCCGACCAAGUGCUGCGAGACUCUUUGUCGGUGAUCGACGCAAAGAGCCUGUAUGACAACCUGAUGCAGGAGGGUAACCAGCCUCAGGACAAGUUCACGGCUCUCGACGUGGCCAUAGCUCGAGAGAAGAUAGACGGACUAGGGGUGCAGCUGCGAUGGGUCGAGCAUCAAAGCAUGGUGGUCGAUAGCCUGACCAAGAUCAGCGCCAACAAGGAUGCGCUGUUUGACCUUCUGAGAAGCGGCACCUUUCGCCUGGAAGCUGAAGGAGAGCUUUUAGAAGACCGGCUUUUGCGCCGUCAAGAGGGGCGCGUCAAGCCCCGUUAG